AUGUUUCACCAGCGUUUAAAAGAAGGACUUCCACAAUUGGUCAAAAACAGGGAGGUGCUAGCUAUCUUCAACACCCAGGCUCAGGCGGAAGAAGAGAAGCUGAAAAAUGACCUGCUAGCCAUCAGACCUGUGAGCCCCACAAACUAUUGUGCAAGAUUUGGCAGUUAUCAAACAUUGGGCACAUUGAGAAGGAAGACUUUCUUUACGGGUUGUGUGUCUUAUUGGAAUGGUACAGGGAGUAUAGUUAUUCCCACCGCCAUGGCUCUUGUUCUAGAAAAGAAAUGCUUCAUAUGGGAAUUGCCCCCAGAGACUUUCGAUCUGGAAUCAUGUACGUAUAAAGGAAUUCCCUUGGCAAAGGUCAUUGAAAACGUCACUCAGGUUGAAGACAGGAGAUUAGUACCUACCAAUGUUGAAAUCUGUCCAAGAGUGUCAUACUCAGUGCACAUGGCGCAUAAACUAGCCGCAUGGAUUAUUCACAUACGAGGAGAACAAUUUGUAACAUCUCUGGAGAAUAGUGCAAUCGGUGAAAGCGUCUCCGAUAGCUUCCUCAACCUAACAGAGUUCCGCGGUAUGAUGAUCGACACACUCAUCCCAUGUUUAGUCUUUUAUCUCAUGAUUUAUGAUAAAGAAUUCUUUUCGAAGAGAGUCACACAUUUUGAUUCCAUAUACGCCCCUAAGAAGACCGCUUAUGAUGUGCUGCUUGACACAAUAAUGUCCCGUGGCAAGGCAGGGGACCUUUACGCUUUUGCGGGUUGUCCGGGCUUCUGGACACGAGAGGGAUCUCAGGACAGCAUUAUACCUCUCUUUGAUAAAAUAUCGAUAUGCAACACCCAAGCAGGAGACGGAGAACCCAUUGAGGGACCACGGUGUGUUCAUGGCCCGGAAGCGUGGCUAGAGGGAUUGAGACAGAAAGGAUGGACACUUGCUACCAUACUCAUCGUCCUGCUUGCCGCUCACAGAUGCGACACAACAGCAUCCCUACUAGGUCAAGGUGACAACCAGGUGAUCGUGCUUAGAAUUCCUUCUCAACGAUAUGUUCAAGAGCGAAAGUUAACACCAGACGAGUAUACUAAACAGUUUCUCAGAGUGCUUGAGGACAUCUGCACGGCGUCCGGGAUAGUGAUCAAGGUACCUGAAUCAUGGAGGUUCAGGAGGUUAUUGGAGUACGGCCGACGCUACUAUUUGGAUGGUGUUCAAGUAAGUGGGGCAUUGAAAAAGGCGUCAAGAUUUACAAGCGAGGCCAACCAAACAAUACAUACCACGAAUGCACUCAUCGCUGGUUUAUUCUCCAGUGGCACCUCAGUUGAGGGAGAUGACGAAACACCACUUCCUGCUUAUAUGAUGACGGUGUUCGAGGCUGCACGGGUCCUAUGGAAGAGGCACGCUGAGCAUUAA
This is a messenger RNA of Parnassius apollo (apollo), 1395 nucleotides long. The record is from the annotation of a GenBank genome assembly. NCBI's taxonomy places the organism in Eukaryota, Metazoa, Arthropoda, Insecta, Lepidoptera, Papilionidae.